AUGAUUGAUCGGGUGGUUACAAACCAAACUUGGCUUAACAAUUAUACAAAGGCAGAGGUGCACUUCCCUCUUAAAGGAAAAUUUGAUCACACCCUUGUUGUUCUUACUAUCUCCAUGACCUGGUUGGAGGGAAAACUCUUUAGAUGCUUCAGAAUGUGGCAAAGCUUCCCUAAUUUCAAUGAGAACCUCAAGAAUGCUUGGAACACUCCAAAGCAUGGAACCCCUAUGUACAUUGUAGCUGAAAAAACGAAGAGCCUUAAAAGUAUUAUAAAUGAGAUCAAUCAACAAGUUUUCAAAAACAUUCAUGUUGCUGACUUUGAAGCCAGGAAGUAUCUUGAGAACUGUCAAGACGACUUAAAGAAAGAUCCUCUUAAUCAUCUGUUAAUUGCAAAUGAACUCCAAGCAAGGACCAUAGCUAUUGGCAGACACAAAGCGCAUAAUGAAUUCAUUUCUCAUAAAGACAAUCAAGAUUGGAUAACAGAUGAGGAUGUUAACACUACCUUGUUCCGUACCAGUAUCAGAAAGAGAAACAACAUCAACAUAAUCUGUUCAAUAACCAGCAGCAAGGGUGAUUCGAUCAGCAAUCCCACUGAAGUUAUCCAAGAGUUUAUCUCCUUAUAUAAGAACCUUUUAGGGACCUCCAUGGAUAAUAAUAUAAAGGUUAAAGUGAGUGUGUUGGAGCAUGGGAACAAAGUGUCUCAGGAUCAACAGGAUUACCUUACCAGACCCUACAUGGCAGAUGAGGUGAAGCAAGUUGUUUUUAGCAUCUCUGGGGAAAAAUCCCUAGGACCAGAUGGCUACAACAGCUACUUUUUGCAGGACAACUAG
Vicia faba (fava bean) is the source of this 828-nucleotide messenger RNA. The record is from the annotation of a GenBank genome assembly. NCBI's taxonomy places the organism in Eukaryota, Viridiplantae, Streptophyta, Magnoliopsida, Fabales, Fabaceae.